UUUGUUGCAUGGCGGGGCCGCCCCGCUGUCAAGAGCACGGGAGAGAAGGGGACGGGAUGCAGGUGAAGGUGAAUUGGGAUCAAUCUCCUGCCCAUCACGAAGAAGGCGCCACGAACGCGAUAGGCAGGUUGAGAAUCAAUAAUAUGCGUGUGGGCCCGCGGCAUCGAGGCGCAGCACAGGCCGCCCAACCCUCUGCUUCCACCCGCCGGGUGAUCACCGUUCCCUCCACAUUUAGGAAAUGUCCUCACUGCCCCACCAUCUUCCUGGACCACCUGCAGCUGGCGCAGCACCUCGCACAGCAGCACCGGGACCACCAGCAGGAGCGACAGUGCCUUCGCUGCCAGAAACACUUCGUCACCUAUGAAGACCACACGGCGUGCGAGCCUUGCCUGCACACGCUGCGCCACAACGCGGUGCCCACCAAGACGACGCCCGAGGACACCCGCCUCGCGGAUUCCUGUUCGUCGGCUGAAGUGGAAUGUGGUCAUUGUCACCAGAGCUUCAAGUCGGGGAUCCUGGCGGAGCUGCACUGCUUGUCCACGGGGCACGACAUGGAGCGCGUUACCGACACUGUCAAGGAGAAACCCAAGCAUGAGGAGGGAAGCAAGGUGACCAUGACGACAAAACAGUCCCCAGACGCCUCAAACCUCCCUGACCCCGCCUCUGGUGCAGAUCCCUCUGCUAAUAACAAUUCCAGCAGCAGUGGAAGCAGUAACACUUCCCAAAAGACUACAAACAAGGCCAGUGAUAGUCGAGUGCGGCGGGGACGCAAGCGUCGGUUGAUUCGGAAGAACCAGACGGCGUGCGAGGCGUGCGGCGACGAGUGCGGCUCAGCCUCCAGCCUGUACGCACAUCUGCGUGCGAGCCAUCCCGAACUGUUCCCCUUCCCGUGCGGGGUGUGCGAGCGGCGGUUCAGCCUGGAGGCCAGCGCCAGAGAGCACGAGCGGCGCCAUGCUUUUGGGGAGCUGCAGUGCCCCGCCUGCCCCCUCAGGUUCUCCCGCAUGUCCCACCUACACCACCACGCCGUGCACCACCACCCGGACUUUACGAACUUCCCCUGCCAGUACUGCGGCGCCGUUAGCCCAACGGUGGACGCGUUGCACUCCCACAUCAAGGUGCACCACGGGGACCGGCUCGGCUUGCCCGCCUCCUUCAUCUGCGAAGUGUGCCAGGAAACCUUCCACACCGGCAAGGCUCUGGCGCGCCACCGCUUCAGCCGCCACCCGGGUACGGCGGAGUGCAACAUCUGUGGUGCCCAGGUGGGCCGGCGCUACCUCAGCAAGCACAUCAAUGCUGUGCACACCAGGGAAAAGAUUCACAAGUGUGACCAGUGUGACAAAGACUUCUACUCGCGCACCAGCCUCACGGGACACCAGAAGAGGCAACAUGGGCCCAGGAAGCACCUGUGUCACCUGUGCGGCAAGGGAUACGUGCACAACGUGGAGCUGCAGCGGCACCUCAAGGCGCACCGCAACCAGCGGGACUUCAAGUGUGACUUCUGCGGGCGAUCGUUCCUAAAGGCGGUGGACUUGACGUACCACCGGCGGUCCCACACGGGGGAGCGGCCCCACCAGUGCCGCCUGUGCCCCGAGGCCUUCAUCAAGCCGCUCGGCUUGCGCAAGCAUAUGCUCAAACACACCACCGUCAAGAAGGCGAAGAGACUAAAAUAUUCAAAGAAGAAAAUAGAUGAGUUGACUUCUUCAGUGAUGGAACAGGACGAGGAGGAGAUGGAGGGCGGUGCCAGCGCUCCCAGCCUCAGUCACGCCCAGCCCUCACCGGAGGACCUGCCAGACUCCCAGCACCUCACACAACCCAUCCAUGGUUUCCCAGAUCCCACGGUCGUACCAUCACCUCAGCCACAGCCAGAAUUACAGCACCUGGCGCCCACGGACCUGCAGGUGCAGCAGCUGUCUGUCACGGAUCUGGACAGCAGCCACCUGGAGGGACAGCUGCAGCUGUCACAAGUUGUUGAUGACCUCAGCAGCGGCGAGUUGCUGGAGAUGGGACCGGGACUCCUACUGGAGGCGACAGACGUUCGCGGUGGCCACCAGGGCGUCGUGGGAAGUGGGGAUGUGGACGAGGCUAAGGGAGGGAACGAGGCGACGGAGAGCGAGGUGGGCCAGCAGUCUCAGCCCGUCCAAGUUAUUUAUGUUCAUUUUAUGGAUCCUUCGCUCUGAGUCCCAUCCCGACCACCGACCAUGCAGCUUCUGUGAUAACACCCCGCGGCCCGCCGGUGUCUUCCCUGCUACUUACAUUUGUCUGUUCAUUAAAGUUUGUCAUAUA
Scylla paramamosain (green mud crab) is the source of this 2283-nucleotide messenger RNA. RefSeq names its product zinc finger protein 135-like. The record is from RefSeq and is a predicted model, not a curated record. Bases 9 to 2177 code for a protein of 722 amino acids. Lineage: Eukaryota; Metazoa; Arthropoda; Malacostraca; Decapoda; Portunidae. The transcript is spliced from 2 exons. Gene Ontology annotation, biological process: regulation of DNA-templated transcription. Gene Ontology annotation, molecular function: DNA-binding transcription factor activity, RNA polymerase II-specific; RNA polymerase II cis-regulatory region sequence-specific DNA binding.